AUCAACUGACACUAAGAAUCAUGGGAAAUGUAGUUGAACCUUUCUAAAUCAGAGAUUCAAAGAUGGUCGGUGUUUCUGGUUCAUGUCUCUGAAUGACUGAAGUCCAGAAGAUGGAUGAUUGUGUGGAGAAAGAGGAGGAGAGACCAGAGUCUCCAGGAUCCAUCUGUCUCUCUAUGAAGAGUGACUGGUCCAAAGGCGAGAAUCCAAACUUCAGUAAAGAACCUGGACCUUCAGACACAAAAAGUCGGUACUGCAGUCAGAGACCAGAGUCUCCAGGAUCCAGCUGUCUGUCUAUGAAGAGUGACUGGUCCAUGGACAAACCUGUAGGGUUCAGUAAAGAACCUGGAACUUCAGACACAAAAACAAAAGCAAAUUUUGCAGCCUCCAGGUGUCGGUCUACGAAGAGUGACGUCUCCAAAGAUCUACCUGACAACUUCAACAAUGAACCUGCUCCGAGGAAACGGAGCUCAUACCAGUCGGCUUCAUCGAAAAAUUUGGGAUAUGGAAAAAGAUCCAGAGCAAGUCCUCCACAAGCAGAUGCCAGUCUCCAGCAGGUCCUAGAUGAACAUAAGACCAGUCUGAGGAGCAGAUGUGAACAUGUGACUGAAGGAACUGAUGAACCAGGAAGUAGAACCCUCCUCAACAGGAUCUACACGGAGCUCUUCAUCACAGAGGGACUCAGUGAAGAGGUUGAUACCCAACAUGAGGUGAGGCAGCUGGAGACAGCUUCCAGGAUGAAGAGCCUCCAUGACGCUCCAAUCAGGUGCCAGGACAUCUUUAAAGCCUUACCUGACCAACGUGGAGCCAUCAGAGUGGUUCUGACCAACGGCGUCGCUGGCGCUGGGAAAACCUUCUCGGUUCAGAAGUUCUCUCUGGACUGGGCCGAGGGCUCGGAGAACCAAGACGUCACCGUGGUGAUUCUGCUCUCGUUCAGGGAGCUGCACCUGAUCAGAGAUGAGCAGCUCAGUCUUCUCAGGCUGAUCCAGGUUUUCCAUCCAUCGUUCCAGAAGCUCACAGCAGAGCAGCUGGCUGCCGGGAAACCGUUGUUCAUCUUUGACGGCCUGGAUGAAAGCAGACGUUCCCUGGACUUCAACAACAGUCCGGUCGUGUCUGACGUCACACAGAGCUCAUCGGUCAACGUGCUGCUGACCAACCUCAUCCAGGGGAACCUGCUUCCCUCAGCUCUCAUCUGGAUCACUUCCAGACCUGCAGCAGCCAAUCAGAUCCCUCACAAACACGUGGACAGGGUGACAGAAGUACGAGGCUUCACCGACGGCCAGAAGGAGGAAUACUUCAGGAGGAGGUUCAGGGAUGAAGAGCGGUCCAGCAGCGUCGUCUCCCACAUGAAGACAUCCAGAACCCUCCACAUCAUGUGUCAACUCCCGGUCUUCUGCUGGAUCACUGCUACAGUUCUGGACCACAUGUUGACCACAGAGCAGAGAGGAGAGCUGCCCAAGACCCUGACUGACAUGUUCUCCCACUUCCUGCUGGUCCAGACCAAGAGGAAGAGGAACAAGUACCAGGAGGGACGUGAGACGAGUCCACAGGAGCUGACGGAGGCUGACAGGGACCUUCUCCUGAAGCUGGGGAGGCUGGCGUUGGAACAUCUGGAGAAAGGAAACAUCAUGUUCUACCAAGAAGACCUGGAGCAGUGUGGUCUUGAUGUCCCAGAGGCCUCGGUGUACUCAGGAGUUUGUACCCAGAUCUUCAGGAGAGAGUGUGAGGUCUUCCAGAAACCCGUCUACUGCUUUGUUCAUCUGAGCAUCCAGGAGUUCCUGGCUGCAGUCUACGUGCUCCACUGUUGGUCCACCAGGAACACAGAUGUGCUGGAGAACUUCCUGGGAGGAGGGUACAGACACUCACCUCUGGAUGUCUUCCUGAAGAAAGUCAUGCAGAAAUCUCUGGAGAGUAAAAAUGGCCACCUGGACCUGUUUGUCCGCUUCCUUCAUGGUCUUUCUGUGGAGUCCAACCAGAGACUGUUAGGAGGUCUGCUGGACCAGAGGGAGAACGACCCAGAAACCAUCCAGAGAGUCAUCAACAACCUGAAGGAGAUGAACACUGACAGCUCUCCUGACAGAAGCAUCAACAUCUUCCAGUGUCUGAUGGAGAUGAACGACCUCUCAGUUCAUCAGCAGAUCCAAGAGUUCCUGAAGUCAGAGAACAGAUCAGAGGAAAAGCUCUCUGAGAUCCAGUGUUCAGCUCUGGCCUACGUGCUGCAGAUGUCAGAGGUUCUGGAUAAGUUGGACCUGAUCAAGUACAACACAACAGAAGGGGGUCGACUGAGACUGAUUCCAGCUGUGAGGAACUGCAGAAAGGCUCGAUUUGUUUGUUGUGGACUCUCAGAGACUCACUGUGAAGUUGUUGCGUCCGCUCUGAAGUCCAACCCCUCCCAUCUGACAGAACUGGACCUGAGUCUGAACCAGAACCUGAAGGAUUCAGGAGUGAAGGUUCUGUCUGGUGGACUGGAGAGUCCAAACUGUAGACUGGAGACUCUGAGGUUGGAGAAGUGCAGGUUGUCAGAGAUCAACUGUUCUUCUCUGGUCUCAGCUCUGAAGUCCAACCCCUCCCAUCUGAAACAUCUGGACCUGAGCGGGAACAACAAUCUGCAGGAUUCAGGAGUGAAACAUCUGUGUGGUUUCCUGGAGAGUCCAGACUGCAGACUGGAGACUCUGGGGUUGAUGGAGUGCAGGUUGUCAAAGAUCAGCUGUUCUUCUCUGGUCUCAGCUCUGAAGUCCAACCCCUCCCAUCUGAAACAUCUGGACCUGAGCUGGAACGGCCUGAAGGCUGCAGAUGUGGAGCAGCUGUCUGAUCUGGUGCAGAGUCCACACUACCAGCUGCAGACUCUCAGGAUAUUGUGAGAGUGUCCAGUACGGAUGAGACGUGUCCUGAUCGUCCUCAGAGUUGAAGCAGAACCAGUUUGUGUGGACAAACUCUGACUGCACCGUGAUGAUGAUGAUGAAGAUGAAGAUGAAGAUGAAGAUGUACAUAGUUUCUGAAUUCCAGCGUUCUACAAAUUUUAAUUUGAACUUGAGUUUGCUCGACAUUGUUCCUCAAGCACUUUGUCUAAAGUCUGGAUGAGUUCUAGUACGGAGGUUCCUACUACUAAUGUAGUGAUGGAUAAAUGUCUACGCUGCCGCGGCGGAGCUGCUCAGCACAGCAGCCGUCUCCCCCACCGAGUCACGUGACCGCCGCUGUUUUCUUUUUAUUUACAGUUUUCCUUCAUUCCAAGUUUUCCUUUAUUUGUUGUUGUCGUGUUUUCAGCCUUGUCGGUUUUUUAAAGUUUCUUUCCGCGUCACUGAUGAAGAGAGAGACUGAAGAGAUCUGUGGAAAUAACAGCGUUUGUUCAUGAAACACGAAACACAAAUGAACUUGACUUGGUCAAUGAAUGUUCCUCAGUUUGUUCCAGUAAAUAUUGUAAAUGUUUUCUGGAUAUUACGAUGAUUGUUAACACUUCAAAGAAAGUCAAAAUUCUUCAUUAAAACUUGGAUCUUUU
Cololabis saira (Pacific saury) is the source of this 3493-nucleotide messenger RNA. Its product is annotated as protein NLRC3-like. NCBI's taxonomy places the organism in Eukaryota, Metazoa, Chordata, Actinopteri, Beloniformes, Belonidae. Bases 93 to 2858 code for a protein of 921 amino acids. The record is from RefSeq and is a predicted model, not a curated record. Gene Ontology annotation, molecular function: protein binding. The transcript is spliced from 10 exons.